UGCCUUUUUUACACUCUUCUUGUCCACUCAGGUAGGACUGGUGCUGAUGGAUGAUAAAUUAGAAAGAUCAAAGUCUUUGUUGGCGCCGUGUCAUAACCAGGGGCCCCGGGGUCUACGCAUUCCUUUCUCGUCUGGACCGAGUCGGGGAGGCGCUCCUUGGAUCAUCCUCUGCUGUUGGAUCCGGCGACAUGGCCUCUGACGGUCUGGCUCCUCUGGGCUCCAUCGACAAUCCGGUGAAGUUCCUGAACCAGGACUUUGACGCUCUGCUGCAGCAGUGUCUGAAGGAAAGGAAGCUGUUCUCAGAUCCCACGUUUCCCGCCGAGCAGAAGUCCAUCGGGAUGCCUAAAGAUCCAAAUCCAGCAAAGGAGAUCAAAUGGAAGAGACCCAAGGAAAUCAGUGCAGAUGCUGUGUUUGUGGAGGGCACUACUGGGACCACGGAUAUCUGUCAGGGCCAACUGGGUAACUGCUGGCUGCUGGCAGCCCUCUCCUCGCUCACCAUUCAUCCCACGCUCUUUGUAAAGGUGGUGCCCCCCAACCAGAGCCUGGCUGAUUCCUAUGCAGGGAUCUUCCAUUUCAGGUUCUGGCAGUAUGGUGAGUGGGUGGAGGUGGUUGUGGAUGACAGGCUGCCAGUGCGCGAAGGCCGUCUGCUCUUCAGCUACUCUCGCACCCGCAACGAGUUCUGGAGCGCCCUGGUGGAGAAGGCCUAUGCCAAGUUGGUGGGCUCCUACGGGAGCCUGAAGGGGGGAAACAUCUCAGAGGGCAUGGAGGAUUUCACAGGAGGCAUCGCGUACUCCAUCCCCAUCACGUCCCGCACCCCUCCGGUCCUCUGGAGGAUCCUCACCGCUGCCCUGUCCCGAGGCAGCCUGCUCAGCUGCUUCAUCCAGGCAACCAACUACAGCGAGGUUGGCAAAGUGACAGCAGACGGGCUGGUGAAGGGCCACGCCUACGCCAUCACCGACACGGACAAGGUGAAAAAGGGAUCGGAGGAGACUUUGCUGCUAAAGCUGAGGAACCCGUGGGGUUUUGUUGAGUUUUGUGGAUCCUGGAGUGAUAAGUGUAAAGAGUGGGGCGAGACGGACCAGUCGGAGAAGGAAAGGAUUGAACUCAAGCUGGAAGAAGAUGGGGAGUUCUGGAUCAGCGCCGAUGACUUCAGCAGGAUGUUCAACGUUGUGGAGCUCUGCAGCGUGAGUCCAGACUCUUUGGAGGAGGGAGACACACCCACCGGCCAGUCUACCUGGACUGUUAGCGAACACAAAGGCUCCUGGGUACCAGGAAGCUCCGCUGGAGGAAGCCGCAAAUACAACAAGUCCUUCUGGAAGAAUCCCCAGUUCCUGCUGGUGCUCAGAGAGCAGGACCAGGAGGAGGAUGAUGAAGAGGAGGAGGAUGAUGAGGAGGAUGAUGAAGAUGAGAUUGAUAAGGGUGAAGAGGCCCUGACCCCAGAGGCGUUGAAGACAGCAGAGAAACAGAAGCAGAAAGCGAAGCACUGCACGGUGCUGGUGGAGCUGCUGCAGAAGAACCGCAGGCAGAAUGACAAAAUUAACUUCCUCUUCAUCGCUUUCCACGUCUACAAGGUUCCUCCCGAGCUGCAGGGAGGCUGUCUGGACCGCAGCUUCUUCAUGAAAACCCGCCCGGUGGGUCGCUCUGGGAAAUACAAAGCCCAGAGAGGUGUGUGGAGGAAGCUGCGUCUGGAGCCGGGUCACUAUGUCAUCGUCGGAUCCGCUUAUCGGCCCAACCAGCCAGGAGAGUUCUUCGUCCGCAUUUUCUCCAAGACCAGAAACACUCUUGGGGUUCAGGACUUUACCUGCUCCUCCGACUACCUCCCAGUUAUGGCUGCUCCGGUCCUCCCUGAGGACCAAACCACAAUUCAGAAGACUUUUGAAGAGAAGGCUGGCCCGGAUGACAGGCUGAAUGCUCAAGAGAUUAUGAAUCUCAUCAACUCAGUGUUUGACAAAAGUUACCAUCUGCCUCUGGAGACGUGUAGGCAGAUCAUCUUUGGAGAGGACACUGAGGGCCGCUCCACUCUCAGCCGAGAGCAAGCAAAGACCCUGCUGGCUGAUCUGCGCACGCUGCAGUCCAUCUUUGUUCAGUUCGAUGAGGACUCUUCUGGAAGCAUCAGCCCCUUUGAGCUCAGCUUGGCGCUGGAAGCCGUCGGAAUGACGUGCGACAACAAGGUGGUUCAGCUCCUAUCUGAGCGCUUCGUGGCCGGAGAGCCUCACCUGUCCUUCCGUGGCUUCGUGUCCGGCGUCUCCAGGCUACGCAAACUCUUCGCUCUGUUUGAGUCCGAGACCAGCCAAGAGGUGAAAGACAGAGGGAUCAAUUCUUGGCUGCUUCAGUUUCUGGCUCUGUAGAGGUGCAGCAUGAGGAUUAUCUACAGAUGAUGAGCCUCGGCAUGAUAAAAGAACCACAAAUAUAACAUAAAAAAGUUCUCUUAUUUUGUUUCAUUGCUUUUUUUCUUGUUAAAUUGUAUUCCACUCUUUUUAAUCUACGGUCAUAUUCAAUAAAUUUGAAUAUUAUUGAAAGAGGUUCCUUUAUUUCAGUAACUCAGUAACUCAGUUCACUUUGUGGAAAGACAUUAUAUAGAUUAACAAAGACUUCUUUAUUUAAAGAAGUCUUUAUUUGUGUUAAUUAUGAUUUCGUCCACCUCCAGCUAAUGAAAACACAGCAUUUCAGAUAAGAAUAUUGCAUCAGACCAAUAAAACAGCUACAUUUUACAUGCAGAAAUGGAGGCUUAAUUAAAAGUGUUUAUUACUGCCUUAAAGGUUGUUGUUUCUUUCAAAAGGUACUUUUAAUCUGGCAGACAAACCUCUUAGAAAUGCAAAUUGUAAUUUAUUGAAUAUGAUUGUAUAUUCCCGAUUUUAUUUGCUCUACACUAUAAAGCUAUUUCACACCAACCUGUAUAUUGUUUCAAUAAUUCAGUUGUUCUCUUUGGAAAUAAACUGCUUCAUACUUUCGAGUUCCUAUUCAAACUGUUCAGUUAAAUUUUUUUUCUUCUCAAUGUUCUCUAUAUUUUUGUUUCCUAACAGUCUGGUUUUCCAAGUCCUGAAAUUUCUUGAAUUAUAGUUUGCAUGAUUUUUGUCAGUUCAACUUGACCUGUUUGUACCUACAUGAUAUUCUGUCCACAUCUGAAUAAAAUAGAUAAUUAGGAAAUUA
Messenger RNA from Fundulus heteroclitus (mummichog), 3150 nucleotides. RefSeq names its product calpain 12 (gene capn12). NCBI's taxonomy places the organism in Eukaryota, Metazoa, Chordata, Actinopteri, Cyprinodontiformes, Fundulidae. The record is from RefSeq and is a predicted model, not a curated record. Gene Ontology annotation, biological process: negative regulation of apoptotic process; proteolysis. The transcript is spliced from 23 exons. Bases 189 to 2348 code for a protein of 719 amino acids. Gene Ontology annotation, molecular function: calcium ion binding; calcium-dependent cysteine-type endopeptidase activity. Gene Ontology annotation, cellular component: cytoplasm.